AUGGCUUCACUCGCCUCUGUCCAGCUUGGCCUGCUUGGGUCCGGCGCCCAUAGUUUCCGCCGUUCCUCGCUGUCUGUGGUCGCCUCGUCCAUCAGAGCACUGAAUCGCCAGUCGUCCGGGAGACCCGCUCGUGUGCACGGCGUCCGCCUGUCUGAGGGCCCGAUUUACGAGGCCGUCUCCUAUGUCUGGGGCAGCAGCCAGAAGCCAGCGCGGAUCUCAUGCGAUGGCAGCGAUCUGGCCAUCACGGCCAACAUUGACGCCGGCGAGCCGGUCGAACGCGGCUACCAGGUCGCCAUGAUGGGCGACAUCUACCGCCACGCUGCCGCCACCGUCAUCGUGCUGGGCACCGAUCCGUCUGGCCAUACACCUCGCCUGGCUGCGCUCGUGGCCGAUCUCGAUCCCCGCUGGCCGUCCUACACGGCCCUCUUCGACAGCCCCUGGUUUGAUCGCGUCUGGACGGCCCAGGAGUCUGCCCUCAGCCGCAAACCGCUCAUCCUCUGGGGCGACACCCAAAUCGCCUGGGCCGACAUCAUCGGCGUCCACCGCUGGCUCGUCAUGCAUGCCCAGCGCAUCUGGUUCCGACACCGGCUCAUGCUCAACGACGUCCACGAACUCAGCUUCUGGCGGCCCCUCUGGCACAUGCCCAACUCUGUCGAGCUGCUCUGCCGUGCCAAGACGCUCGACUGCAGCGACGACCGUGACCGUAUCUUUGCCUUUCUUAGCUCCGCCAAGGCUUACGUCGUCGUUGGUGGUGACGGUGAGGGCGUCGGCUCCGAUAAGGGUACCCUCAAUACCCGGACCAACUACCGGAAGCCCUUUCGCGAGGUCUAUCGCGACUUUGCCGCCGACUGGCUGCUCAAGACCGGAAACCUCUGUCUCCUAUCUGCCGUCGAGCACACGUCCGACACGUUUGCCGACCCUAUCGUCCCAACGUGGGCCCCUCGCUGGGACGUUUGUCCGACCGGCAGCAGCUACGGCCUCUUCGACCCGGGCUGCAAUGCUUCCAACGGUCUUGGUGCCGUUCGCCCCGUGCUAGACUCGCAGACCAAGCAGCCUAAGCUCCGCGGCAUCGUCUGCGACACUGUCGUCCGGUGCUGGCCCCGCCGCUCAGCCUCGCCCACCGGCGCAGACGUCCUGACCGCUGCUUGGAAGUACCUCUCCUCUGACGCUGCCCCGUUCGCCUACGAGGACCGCUCGCAGCUCCAGGCUUUUGCCCAGCUGCUCUGCCGCCAGAAGUACCACGAAACCGGGGCUCCAGACGAGUUGCAUGCCGACGAGGCAGCUUUUGCCCCAGCUAUGUGUCGCGCGACCGGCUGCUUUGGUGAUGUCAAUGAAGCCUCGCUUGAGACAUCCACCCAGGUCGGCCGCAUUGAAGACUUUCUCAUCAAGACGGGCAUCUGGGCUGUCCGCCGACGGCUUGUCCUCACCCAUGAUGGCCGCUAUGUCCUGGCCUCGCGGGUUGCACAGGAAGGGGACAAAUUGUGCGUGUUGGCCGGCAUGAAGGUGCCCGUCAUCCUCAGAAAAGAAGAGCAGCAGGACUGCUGCAAGCUGGUCGGCGAGGCCUUUGUGCUCGGCAUGAUGAAUGGAGAGGCUGUGGACAGAGCUUUGAAAUGUGGGACCGCGACUGAGGACAUCAUUCUCUGCUAG
Molecule: messenger RNA, 1647 nt
Organism: Grosmannia clavigera kw1407
Lineage: Eukaryota; Fungi; Ascomycota; Sordariomycetes; Ophiostomatales; Ophiostomataceae
Product: heterokaryon incompatibility protein
Exons: 4
Coding region: 1-1647 (548 amino acids)
Source: RefSeq, a predicted model, not a curated record